Messenger RNA from Photinus pyralis (common eastern firefly), 3589 nucleotides. It is a transcript of the gene Cep164, whose product is annotated as kinesin-related protein 4. The record is from RefSeq and is a predicted model, not a curated record. NCBI's taxonomy places the organism in Eukaryota, Metazoa, Arthropoda, Insecta, Coleoptera, Lampyridae. Gene Ontology annotation, molecular function: protein binding. Bases 78 to 3167 code for a protein of 1029 amino acids. The transcript has 7 exons.
CUGAUAUUGACAUUUUGAUGUCGGUGAAUUACGAUGAUAACGUUUUAAGUAGGUCCAUUUAAAUUUUAUGGAAGAUAAUGACUUCCACAACACAACCUGUGAUAUGUGAAGAGAUAUUCGACGAUUCUAGUCAAGCUUCUGUUGCAGAAAUAAGGGAUUAUGCUGCAAAAAUUGGUAUUGAUCCUGAUUUGGAACCUCAAUUGCUGCCUUUGGCUGCUGAAGGGCUUAUGAAACCCUUACCUUCUGGUUGGAAACCCUGCUAUGACGAUAAGAGGAAGGCAUAUUACUACCAUAAUCCUAUGGUGGGUAGAACUCAAUGGGAGCAUCCUUUAGACAAUAUAUAUCGCGGCUUAGUAAUUAAAGCGAGAACCGAAAGUCAAUCGCUUAGCUUAGGGGAACCGACAGAAGAUGGCACCUACACUCGAGACGAUUUACCAAGUUACGAAGAACCGCCCCCGUUGCCUCAGUACGCUUACCCUAGAAAAGACGUCAAGUUGUCCCCACUUAAGCUAAGACCGAAGCUCUCGGACAUUGAUUUAAAGUUGUGCAAGCAAAAAUCUGAGGAGAGGCCGACUACGGCGAAUCGUAAAAAUAGUUUCAGCUUAUUUACUAGUUUUGACGAGAAACUCAACGAUCAUCCGAAGAAGAUCGAUAAGGCUGGUCUCACUGUAAGUGGUGGAGGUGCGAUGUUCUUAAAGUCAAACACAAAGAAACCAGCGGAGCUUUCGCCAAGUUUAAGUAAACCGGAAAACCUGUAUCAACCACGCGGUAUUUUACGUGAGAAUUCCAAAAAUGGCGACAUAGACAAAUUGGCUCUUGACAAAGUAGAGAAAGAAGAUGAUGAUAGAAAAAGUGUACGGUUCAAUGUGGAACCUAAUUUGGACUUUUCAUCAGAAGAUAGUAAUAAAGAAGAUAACAAUGACGAUAUUAUUAACGUUAAAAUUACAAAUAAGUCUCGAUUUACUGUAGUUCCUGUGCAACCUCUUAACACAAGAGUUCUGAAACUAGUUAAGCCGGAUCCCUCCGAACUAAAGAAUGAUUUGUCACUUAACCCAGAGGUUUUGCUAAGCUCCGACUCCGAGGAGAACUCUGCUGCAGAUAUUGAAAUACGCAAUGAGGCAAGCAUAAAUGGUGUCCUCAAUAACUUCAAUUCGUUAGACGAAGAAGCUCAAAAAGACAUUCAAGUGUAUAGAAACGAAUUAUUUAAAUCUCAAAAAUUAGAGCGAGACAAAGUGCUAGUCGAAGAAAAGACGAAACAUGAAGCCAUUAUUAAAGAGCAGCUCGAUAGUUUAAGAAAAGAAAUGGAGAAUCGAUUGAACGGAACGCUAGCUGAGGAAAAGACGAGGUUGAAGUCACAAUUUGAACAACGGAAGGCUGAAAUUACAGCACACUACGAAUCUAUGAAUCAAAAUUGGGAAGAAACCGUAAAAAUGCGAAUUCUGUCUCAGCAGGAGGACUUAGAGAAGAAAUAUGGCGAAAAAUUAGUCUUACUGGAACGAGAGUUAGAUGAAAAGUUGGAAAAAAAUAAGGACGACUUGAUCGUCUCGCACAAGGCAAUCGUCGAUCAGAUGCAACAAAAUCACUCGGCGAUAAUUAACGAACUGCAACAAGACUUUAAGGCCGAGGAGGAUAUUAUUCGGCGAGAGCAUCAAAAGCAGAUAUCCGACUUGAGAAAUAAGGUUUCGCGGGAUACCGAAAUCGAAAAAACUCGUACGGAUAGGGAUCCCGAAGACGAGCGGUUGUACGAGAAAGUGCGUUGCGAAAAGAGGCUCUUAGAGGAUAAGUAUCGAUGUUUAAAGGAUAAGUACUUGAAACUGAAGACUGAGGUUAAGUUGUCCAUUGAGAAGCGUAACAGGAAGAGGGAGCAGAACCUGACUGCUACCACGACGACUACCACGACUGGAUCUGAAACUGAGCGAAGUCCGUCUGGUAAAAAGGAAAGGACGCCUACCCACUCCCCUUCAUCAAUUAGAAAACACUCACCGAAACACACGAGAUCGACAGAUUUAAGUAAGCACAAAGCUAAGAUACGUCAAGUGAUUAUUCAGGAUCAAGACACAUCCGCUAGCGACCGUAGUUAUAAAGUUGAAGAUAAGUUUAAUCGUAACGAUUCGCAAAGAGAGUACGACUCUUCCGAUAUAGACACGAAUCCAGGUAGAAAUAGAAAAAAGUUAUUUUCCCGCAUUAAAAGCUCUUCCGCCUCCCGCAUUAAUAACAAUAUAAAAUUUAGAGAAAAUCAGCGCUCUUGCUCGCCCGUAGAAAACUUACGAAAGCAACUGCAAAAGCUAGAAGACCUAGAAGAUCAGUUUCCGCAAAACGCUCAAGGGGACACAUAUCAUUUACGAUAUCCGUUUUCCGACGGUCAAAAGUUCGAAGGUAGCUCAGAACUUGAAUUUUUCAGACAUCGCAUUCAUUUGGAAAGAGACUCCAUUCGUAGGGCGAAGGAAAGUUUACGUAAGCAAAAGUCUAACUUUAAGCAGAGGCAGGACGAACUGAAGUUGAAAUAUGGACCAACCGCGCGGCAUACACUACAGCAGUUAUAUCAAGAAGAAAAAGAAUUAACCGAUAUGGAAGUAUCGUUACAUCGCACUAGGAGUUUAUUAGGAGAGAAGGUAAUAAGACUUAGACACCUCGAGCAAUCUUUACAGCGUGCUACAAUAACUAGCGAUCAGCAAAAGGGGGAAGACGCGACGCUUAGCGAUUUAUCGUCGCACAGCGCAAGUUCCGGAAUUAGCUCCACCGAAUUUGCGACGGCCGACUCGCCCGCUCUUAGAGUUACCCAAUUUAAGGAGUCAUCCGAAAUUAUUCAAAGUCUCGAAAAUCUUAAUUCGGAAAUAAGGGAAAUAUGGGACGUACUAAACAAACAGCAUCAGGCCAGUAGUAUCGCAACAGUGUUUCCUCCGUUGCCGUUGUUAUACCCCGACCUUGGCUGGCCGCUGUUAGCCGGAGCUGCUCCGGUUCCACCUUCCAUUCCCACCCUUGCAGAUCGCUUGCAAAAUUAUCGACAGCACAUCGCGCUCGCCAACGCUCAAAGUACAAUGGUAACCCACGAUACGCAGGGGGCGACCACGACCUUGGUUGAGAAGACGCGAAACCUGAGGCAAUGGUUGAGGCAAACGACCAUUGACAGUGCUGUAGAUGGUGCCGCGCCUCAAGCAACUCUGUAACUGGUUAAAACGUUGUAAGAAUUUUGUUGUUCUCGUUAGAUAUCUAUCGAUAGAAUUGUUCCCAACUUAUUCAAUAGAUGUCAUUCCUUGCUAUGGAAAUCUAGAUAGCUGGUUAUUAUUAUUACCGGUUAUCUAGGGCAUUACAACCUUGCCCUUUUUAAGAGGCAGGCUUAAUUAGAUUCAUAAUAGACAAACCUUAUACCUACAAUCUCUGUCAUUGUGCAAAUUAGAUUGCCUCUAGAAAUUCAUUUGCUGUACAGUACCUAUACAUAUAUAAUAUAUUAUGCAAAUCAUAUAUAAACCUGUUGAGCCCUUCAAUUAUAUCUGAACAUUGUUAGUUAUUGAAAGUUUACCAAAUUACUUGUUAGGUACUAUAUUGAUUAUGAACUGGGUUACCUAUAGAUAUGUUCGGAAGUUCAAUU